Theobroma cacao (cacao) is the source of this 656-nucleotide messenger RNA. RefSeq lists its product as uncharacterized. The record is from RefSeq and is a predicted model, not a curated record. Lineage: Eukaryota; Viridiplantae; Streptophyta; Magnoliopsida; Malvales; Malvaceae.
UCCUCCUCAAAAAUUCUACCCUAGGACUUGGAAAUUGUGUGUGUUUCGUGAGGAAAAUGAAGUUCAAGCAGUUUAUUUUCCUAGCUCUUCUGUUUACAAUUUUUCUCCUCUCUUCAGCGGCAGUAGCUGAAAAAUCCAAAGAUGAAACCAAACCGGAUGCAACGGAGGAAAGGGUUGAAGGUGGGGAAGCCAAGUAUUUCUGCAGACAUCGCUGUUGCGGCCACUAUGGCUGUAGGUGUUGCAGCUACGCCAAGGCACAGCUCAUGGGAGCUCAAGCCAAGGACGAGAAAUCAGAAGUGGCACAGGAAGUAAACCAAGUUGACGACGCCAAGUACUAUGGGUGCAGAUAUCGUUGUUGUGGCCCUUAUGGUUGCAGGUGUUGCACCUUUGCUGAUAUCAUGGCAGAAGAGUUAAACCAGCAAAACAACUUGAUGAAGUACCAAGGAAGUGGUUAUGGUGGUGGCGGAUAUGGUGGAGGACGGGGUGGAUGGGGCGGUGGAGGCGGACAUGGAGGUUAUGGUGGCGGCGGUGGCGGACAUGGAGGAGGUUAUGGUGGUGGCGGUGGCGGCGGUGGCGGACAUGGAGGAGGUUAUGGUGGUGGUGGGGGACAUGGUGGCGGCGGUGGUGGAUAUGGUGGUGCUGAAGCCACUCCAUAA